AAGGUCAUAAAUUACAUCGUCAUCCAUUUUAUCUUACAAGUCUUCAAUCUCCACUCUACCAUAGUUCCUCAAACACCACAGCUGAAAUCACUAACGAAGCUCAUCUUGAAAGAAAGUGAGCCAGAAGAGAAACCUUCUAUAAAUAUCUUGGUUGAUAAAAUGGUAUGACAACACCAUUAAAAUUUAACACAUUACUAAUUUCACCUACUAAGCUCAAAAUUCUUCUUCCUUCUUCUUUUCUCCUACAUUAAUAUGUGUUUUACACCAAUGGAGAAUAUAGUACUUUUCCCUUCACCAGGCAUAGGCCACAUAAUCUCCAUGGUAGAGCUUGGUAAACUCUUCUUAACUCACUCAUCUUCUCAAGCUUCCAUAACCAUUCUCAUCCCAAAUUUCCCUUUUAUUACUGGCUCUUACUCCUCUUAUAUCUCAUCUAUUUCUUCAUCUUUUCCUUCAAUCACCUUUCUUUCUCUUCCUUCUGUUCCUCUUCUUCAUGGACACCCUUCCAACUACGAAAAUCAUCAGCAACUUACGUUCGAAACACUUCGCAAUAACAACCCCAAUGUUCUUCAAUCACUCCAAUCACUAUCUGUAUCAUCUCCGAUUUCUGCUUUUAUUAUUGAUUUCUUUUGUUACCCUGCUCUUGAAAUAUCUCAAUCCCUUAAUAUACCCACUUUCUUUUUCUUUACUUCUAGUGCUUCUGCUCUUGCUUUCUUCCUUAACUUCCCGGUAUUCGACAAAAUCUCCUCUGAGCCUUAUAGGAGUCUUAAGGUUUCAUUUGAGAUUCCUGGGUUGUUCUCUGUUCCUGCUGAUCAUAUGCUAGAACCUAUGCUUGAUCGUGGUGUUAGUUAUUAUGAGUUUGUUAAGAUGGCUGAAACAUUGCCUAAAUCAGAUGGGAUUAUUAUUAAUACUUUUGAGUCAUUAGAGGUUAAAGCUGUUAUGUGUUUGAAACAGGGAAUUUGUCUUCCUAGUACUACAAUUCCUCCUGUUUAUUGCAUUGGUCCUUUGAUUGCGAAACAAGGUGAUAAUAAUGUGAAGAACAAAGAUGAAGAUAAACACGAGUGUCUUAAAUGGCUCGACUCACAACCUAGUAAAAGUGUUGUGUACUUGGCUUUUGGUAGUAGAGGUGUGUUUUCUAAGGAGCAACUAUGGGAAAUAGCCUUUGGGUUGGAAAAGAGUGGAGUUAGAUUUUUAUGGGCUAUUCGGGCACCACCUAGUGAGAAUAAGGGUGAUGCGUUCUCUCAUCAACUCGAACCGGAUUUGGAUUCGAUACUUCCACAAGGAUUUUUGGAUAGGACUAAAGAUAGGGGUCAUAUAGUUAAGCUAUGGGCACCGCAAAUUGCCGUGUUGGGUCAUGAGUCAGUGGGUGGAUUUGUGAGUCAUUGUGGAUGGAACUCGACUUUGGAGGCGAUUGAUGCUGCUGUGCCUUUAGUGGCAUGGCCAUUGUAUGCCGAGCAAAGAUAUAAUAAGAUUUCGCUUGUGGAGGUAAUAGGGAUUGCAUUACCUAUGAAUGAAUAUGAAGAUCACUUUGUUAGUUCGAGUGAGAUUGAAAAGCGAGUUAAGCAAAUAUUGGACUCAAAAGAAGGCGAUGUUAUAAGGAAAAGAAUGUUGGAUUUGAAAGCUAAGGCUAGAAAUGUUCUCAAUGAAGGAGGCUCAUCUCAUGUUGCAUUGACUACAUUAGUGGAAUCAUGGAAACGAUGAAGGGAGUGCAAUGAUUUGUAAGACUUUAUUAUUGUAAUGUUGCAUAUUGGAGCUUAUUGAUAUUUAAAGUGGCUAGUAAUUAUUGUAUUUGAUUUAUACUCUUACGACCUGUUUGGUAGUUGGUUAUAAAUGGUGGUAAUGGGAAUGAA
Beta vulgaris subsp. vulgaris (sugar beet) is the source of this 1847-nucleotide messenger RNA. Its product is annotated as UDP-glycosyltransferase 88B1. The coding region runs from base 253 to 1698 and encodes 481 amino acids. The record is from RefSeq and is a predicted model, not a curated record. The transcript has a single exon. NCBI's taxonomy places the organism in Eukaryota, Viridiplantae, Streptophyta, Magnoliopsida, Caryophyllales, Amaranthaceae. Gene Ontology annotation, molecular function: UDP-glycosyltransferase activity.